UAUUGAUAACCAAUCAUAAAAAUUUAUCCUGAACAUCUUUCAUUGAUAUGAUUUAAUAAAUUGACGAAAAUAUUGUCAUUAUCAUAAUCAUCAUCAUCAUCAUUCAUCACAGAACUGAUUGAUGACAUUAUCACCAUGGAAUCACUAAGUUACUAGGAUACAUACAUUAUCAUAAGGGAAAAAAGAUUUUUUUUGGAUAAUAAUACUAUUUCUGAGAGUUUGUGGAUAAUUGAUAUAUAUCUUCAUUUUAUCAUUAUUGAUAAACAUGGAAUUCAUAAAUAACUCAUGUUUACUUUUGCUGAUCUUGUUCACUUUUCUGUUCUAUACUAAAAGUAAUUUUGUACUUCGUCCAACAAAUCAAAUUACUUAUGCUGGAUCUACAAUACAACAUGCAUGUAGUGUUAUGACUACACCAGUUUUUAUUGAAUGGUAUUUAAAUACUAAUAAAAUUGGAAGUUGCCUAUUUCAAACCAAUACAACUACAAAUACUUUUGGUGAUCCUAAAUUUCAAAUUAUUAUAGGACAGUAUACAGAGAAAUUAUUGCCAAUAUGUCAGCUUAUCGUCACGAAUAUUGAUUUUGUCGAUACUGGUGAAUACAAAUGUAAAACUAUUCAUCAUGAUUCUGAAAGUGAUACAGCUUCAGCUUAUAUUCUUGUUUCAUAUCCUAUACGAAAACUUGAAUUACACAUAGACAAUGAAACUUCUUUAUCAGUUGGUCAACGUACUUAUAUUGAAUGUCAAGCACGUGCUGGAAAACCUGCACCACAAAUUCGUUUGAAUUUAGGUGGACUGCCUAUAUCUGAAGCACGAGUUGUACAAAAAGUAGAUGUUGAAGGUUUAAUCACUUCAACUGCAACAGCCAACAUUAAAUUAACAAAUACGCAUCAUUGGCAAUUGUUAACUUGUCAUGUUGAUAUGCAAGCAUAUCGAAAUGUCAAUCAAACGUUCAAAGUAAUUCACCUUAGCGAUUAUGUACCAGCAGAACUGUAAAGAUGAAUCGAAGGUGGAGACACCAAACUAAGUAAAUGCAUUGCAAACGUUAUAAACAAUUUCAUGAAUACAUAUUUCUAUUUUAUAAAUCUCACCUUGUUGAUACUGGAUCAUUCAUACGUGAAAUUUCAAGCUUUAUUAUUUAUCUUUUAACUACCUUCAUUAUUAAUGAAUGUCAACUGAAAUAUGAUAGAAUUUAGAAUAAAUUUUCC
This is a messenger RNA of Schistosoma mattheei, 1203 nucleotides long. The record is from the annotation of a GenBank genome assembly. Lineage: Eukaryota; Metazoa; Platyhelminthes; Trematoda; Strigeidida; Schistosomatidae.